AUGCGGCAAAACACGAUAGUAGUUCCCCCCGAGAUACCCGCCCCCAGCGAUUUCGUCUCUUGUCUACACGUGGCCAUGCGCUGCUUCUGCGGCGUCAACAAACGGGUCUACGUCAACGAUCAUCCUAAUCGCUGUCCCCUGCUGCUCAACCCGAUGCCUGUGCUACAACCGCUUGGAUGGCACCGUUCCACCUUUUGGACCAGCCGAUUCCUUCGUCGACAUUUCGUCUCUUGUCUACACGUGGCCAUGCGCUGCUUCUGCGGCGUCAACGAACGGGUCUACGUCAACGAUCAUCCUAAUCGCUGUCCCCGCUGCUCAACCCGAUGCCUGUGCUACAACCGCUUGGAUGGCACCGUUCCACCUUUUGGACCAGCCGAUUCCUUCGUCGACGUUGGUAACCGCCCGUCUUUGUACUCAAAGCGCUCCAGUGAUACAUGUCUGCUGCUCUUCCCUGGCCCAAGUGUUAUAUAUGACAAUGUCUCUGAGUGCUUUCAUGUCCUCAAGUUACUUUUGUGCGGGGAUAUUGAAUCAAACCCAGGACCGGACGAUAAGGUGCUGACAGCUAUUGCUAGCCUUUCAGCUAAAGUAGACUCGCGUCAUGCGGAACUUCUUGCCGUACUUAACCAAGUUCAAACCAAUCAAUCUUUAUUAGAACAGAAAGUAACCGACCUUUCUAGCAGGCUAGCGACAGUUGAGACGAUGGUAGAAUCAUAUGACUCGGGUCACCAUAUUCCUGAUCUUCCGCAAGCAGUAAAUACAGUCAUAAGAAACGAAACGACUGCUCUUCAUUCCCGACUUGACGAGUUGGAAGAUCGCUCUCGUAGAGAUAAUUUGAUAUUUUUUGGCAUUGCUGACAAUGUUUCUGAAGGUUGGGCGCAGAGUGAAAAAAUAAUCACUGACCUUAUAUCUCAAAAACUUGACCUCAACCUAUCAAAUGAAGCAAUACAGCGUGCGCAUAGGCUUGGUGCCUAUGUUCCCAAUAAGUGCCGGCCUAUUAUUGUUAAAUUUCAGUCGUCAAAAAUAAAGGAUAACGUUUUUUAUCAGAGGAAGAAGUUUCAACCCUCUAAGGUGUCAGUUAGUGAAGAUUUCUCGAGGGCAACACGACAAUGCCGAAAAAAGUUACAUGAAUUUGGUAAAAACUCUGGACAGCCGUACUCGCUACGAGUAAACAAAUUGUAUAUUAACAAGACUGUCUAUGUGUAUUGCCAUGUUACCGACCGUGUGUGCGAACUUGAGACACGCGAGGAGCGCAACAACAGUAACAUUGGUAAUGCUUCCCCCGUCACUCUUCCAGCUGCUGCCAGUUUACCCGCCCCAGCAACAUAGCUAGCACGAACGCAAUCAGCCAGUCAGGUGUCCCUGCUGUAUUCCAAUGUGCGUAGUGUGUGUAACAAGCGCGACGACUUAUCUUCCGUUAUCGACACGUGUUCUGCGGAUGUGGUACUGCUCACAGAAACUUGGCUCUCUUCCGCUAUUCAUGACUUUGAAAUAUUGCACUGCGAAGCGGGCUACAAAAUUUAUCGUUCGGAUCGUACUGGUAGUCGAGGCGGUGGUGUGUUGAUAGCUGUCCGGGAUACUUUCAUCUCUAGUGCGAUUAUGGUCGACACCAACUUAGAAUUUGUUAGCGCAUGUGUAUUUACAGGGCAUAGAAAGUUCAUUUUCAGUGUGUGCUAUAAACCGCCACAGUCUUCAACAGCAUUUUGUCAAGAAUUACAUGAUGUCCUAAAUAAGUUGACUGUGCGGUUUCCCAAAUGUCCUUUAUUUCUUUUUGGAGAUUUUAACUUGCCUUCUAUAAUCUGGUCUACUGACCCGCCAAGUCUUGUGGAAAAUUCAAUAGAAUGUUCGUCAUUUUUGAAUGUUUGUUUAGAUUUUAACCUUAAGCAACUGGUACUUCAGCCUACUCGUUGCUCACCUCAUUCUGCCAAUGUACUAGAUUUGCUGCUUACGACCACUCCAGAACUCGUCUCACCCCUAGUAUUUAUGCCCGGUCUAAGUGAUCACUGUUUUAUUCACUGUAGUAUUCAUGCCCAUUUACCUUGCACGAAGCAAGUUAAAUUUAUUAAAGAUUAUAAAAACGCCAAUUUUGCUGCAAUAAAUAAUGAACUUGCUAAUUUCA
Rhipicephalus microplus (southern cattle tick) is the source of this 2116-nucleotide messenger RNA. RefSeq lists its product as uncharacterized. NCBI's taxonomy places the organism in Eukaryota, Metazoa, Arthropoda, Arachnida, Ixodida, Ixodidae. The record is from RefSeq and is a predicted model, not a curated record.